Molecule: messenger RNA, 2712 nt
Organism: Acanthaster planci (crown-of-thorns starfish)
Lineage: Eukaryota; Metazoa; Echinodermata; Asteroidea; Valvatida; Acanthasteridae
Gene: inpp1
Product: inositol polyphosphate-1-phosphatase
Biological process (GO): phosphatidylinositol phosphate biosynthetic process
Molecular function (GO): inositol-1,4-bisphosphate 1-phosphatase activity
Source: RefSeq, a predicted model, not a curated record
AAAAAAAAAAUCAUUGGUGGUUUGACAGUUCCUGUUGAAGGCGCGGUAGAUAAGCCAAACAUUACUUCAUUCUACGGUAAAAUGGACAUAACCUUGAGCAUUCUACCUCCAUGCCCUGAGAGACUGCACCCCGACUAAGAAACUGGGCAGAAGUUCAAUACUGUCACCCAGUUCUGCAGAUGCGGUGAUCCCUAGCAACGCAUCCUCGCACAUUCCCGGGGAUCAUAAAGCUCAUUCCCCCUCGCCCUCCCCGCCUACCGGCCCCCACCCGACAUGGCGUCCCUCCUCCGCUCCCUGGUGGAGCUGUCUGAGAAGGCGGCCAACCUGGCUCGCAUCAUCCGCUCGGAGAGGGCGCUCUUUGAGCUGCUGGUGGAGGAGAAGACGGGAGAGCAGAAGAACAAGCGCUUCGUGAGGGACUUCAAGACGCUGGGAGACGUCUUGAUUCAGGAGAUGAUCCACCAUGAAAUUGCCAAGAAGUUUCCGAAUCUCGGCGACUACGUCUUUGGAGAGGAGACCAACAAGUUCACCAACACCUUGGGCGAGUCCAUCACAGUAGCCGUCCAGUCAACCGAGGAUCAAACCUGCCAGCUCCUCACCAAGGUCCUGGACGGCAACGGGGACGCUGCCACCCUCUUGGCCAAGGCGGUCCACUGCGAUGAUGUUGCCUUGCCGACCGACCCAGGAUUGGAUAGUUUGAAUGCGGAGGUGGAUGUUGAUUCGCUGGGAAUCUGGAUCGAUCCAAUCGAUGGGACAGCGCAGUACAUCAAGGGCUUAAGUGACGAGCUCCCAACGGACGGCAUCCACGAAGAAGGACUUCAGUGUGCAAUAAUACUCAUCGGAGCGUUUGACAGGCAGAGCGGGGAACCUGUGAUUGGGGUCAUAAACCAGCCAUUCUGCAGAAUCAAUGGUGACAAUCAGUGGCAGGGCCGUUAUGUAUGGGGCAUCAGUCAUGGCAACCUGCAGGCCAAUUCCCUCACCCCGGUCUUCAACGACCUUCCAUCCACCCGGGGUUUGUCUGUCAUCACGAGCUGCAGCGAGAAUGAGGACAUCCGGGCUGCGCUCCACCGGCUCACCUGCGGUAAGAUCCGCUAUGCCAGCGGCGCGGGCUACAAGAUCCUGUGCGCGGUCGAGCGGCGCGUGGACGCGUACAUCCUCACAGCUGGCAGCACGUUCAAGUGGGACACCUGCGGGCCGCACGCGAUACUGCGGUCCCUUGGCGGUGGGGUCGUAGACCUCCAAGCCGCCCUGCGGGUCUACCGGGGGGGACAACACGGUGGGGAACCAGGGAGCGGUGCAGAUCCAGCUGGACUGGAUCUGGGACCGGCUGAGCUGCACUAUCAUGAGCGAGACGCCAGCAGCAGCAACGACCCUGGGCAGAUGUGGGCCAACGCCGGGGGGUUGGUAGCCUAUCGGAGCAAAGAGGUUCUCCUUCAGUUCCUGGAGGCUCUCUCUACUCAUCCAAGCUUAUAGAUGGGUUCCACAAAGUGGGUUUAAGAAGUGGCAUAGCAAGAUAUGGCUCUAGAAGUGUUCUAGGGGGAUUGAUUUCAGGAUGUUUACCAUUUCUAGCAACUAGAAUAAGCUAGCUCGGUACUUCAACAACAUAGGUCAUUCAGGACAUUAGUAGUUGAUGUCAGGAACACCAAGGCGGCUGAAUGCCAACCCUCACGCACUGAACACGUUCAUAUUGGUGUGGUAUCAGGUGCUGUGCUCUCCAAUGAUUUUGGCCUCUGAGGUACCAGACUUGUCCAUGAUUCAGCCUUUGCAAUUCCCGGCUGUAUUCUAAAUUCUUGAAUUCUGGAAGAGAGUUUCGUCGCCCUCAGACUUUUCACUUGAAGACAUCGACCGCUCAACAGACGCAUCGCAUAUCACGUUUGGGCUGCGAACACACCAAGACAACCACUGUCAUGAGCUUUGCACUCAUAAGUAGACUCACUGAAUAAACCUGAGAUUAACUGGAACUCGUAGGCCUAGCAAUGCACAAGAUUUUAAAUUAGUUUUUGGAUUUUAUUUGUACAGAGCUUAUACUUUGUGUAUGAGGGUGUAAGUAGAAUAUCAAAUAUUUAUAUGUCCAUGUAUAUAUGGUAUCUAUGGCAAUAGUCUGUGGAAUAGUUUUUAUUAGAUAUAUCUAGACUCUACUGCAUCAACCAAAGCUUCAGGUCACUUCAAAUAGUCAUUUUUGGAAGGCCUCUAUGCAUCUCAUUUGCAACUUUGGUUAUAAACGAACCUUGCUGCAUGGAAACUACAUAACAAGAGAUGCAUUGUUGCAUUUCUGGAACUACCAAACCUGCCUCUGUCUGGGUUACAAUACGAAAACUGCCUUAGUAUGACAGUUGUCAGUGCAUUGAAUAAUUGUAAUAUGCAAGUACUCGUCUUUAAAACUAAGUAGACUCGAUGUAUGAAAAAUGGAAUAUACCAAGAUGAGAAACAGUUGUGAAGUUUAGAAGAACGAGCCAAAAUUAACAGGAUGAAAAUGUGUGACCAAGUGAUGCACUGCCAGGCGUCAGUAGAGGGCGCUCUUGCCUUUUCCCUUGAUUUCCUUGGAAGGAAACGUUACUUAUCCGAUGCAAUAAGUGAAUUUUGUUUUCCAAUUAUAAGCAAGGGGUGUGAAUUCGUGCGGGGAGCUUGGAGGGUAGUGCUGAGUUUGUUUCUGCAUUCAAUUGGGGACCUUGAACAAUAGAGGACAAUAAGGUCCCCGAUUGACAGAAGGUCCCC